UUUCUGAAAUCACUAUCUAUACAAUGUUUAUAAGAACAUUGCUUGAGACAGUUAGACAGCAAAAUAAGUAAAGAUGGCAACCACCGUGGAUUCGGUUAGGGAAAAAGCCCUUCAAGAUUAUAGAAAAAAGCUUAUAGAACAUAAAGAAGUAGAAUCACGUUUAAAGGAAAUGAGAGAACAUCUUAAAGACUUAACGAAACAAUAUGAUAAAUCUGAGAGUGAUUUGAAAGCUUUACAAAGUGUUGGACAGAUUGUUGGAGAAGUAUUAAAGCAACUUACUGAAGAAAAAUUUAUAGUAAAAGCAACAAAUGGUCCACGUUAUGUUGUUGGAUGUCGACGUCAACUUGACAAAAAUAAGUUGAAAUCUGGGACAAGAGUAGCUCUUGAUAUGACUACUCUUACUAUAAUGCGUUAUUUGCCUCGUGAGGUUGAUCCAUUGGUUUAUAACAUGUCACAUGAAGAUCCUGGUGAUGUUACAUAUAGUGCAAUUGGUGGUCUAAGUGAACAAAUACGAGAGCUAAGAGAAGUUAUAGAAUUACCAUUAUUAAAUCCUGAAUUGUUUCAAAGAGUUGGUAUAACUCCUCCCAAAGGAUGUCUCUUAUAUGGACCACCAGGAACUGGAAAAACAUUAUUAGCAAGAGCAGUUGCUAGUCAAUUAGAUGCAAAUUUUUUAAAAGUUGUAUCAAGUGCUAUUGUUGAUAAAUAUAUUGGUGAAUCAGCAAGAUUGAUUAGAGAAAUGUUUAAUUAUGCACGAGAUCAUCAACCAUGUAUCAUAUUUAUGGAUGAAAUUGAUGCAAUUGGUGGGCGUAGAUUUUCAGAAGGUACAAGUGCUGAUCGAGAAAUUCAAAGAACUUUAAUGGAAUUGUUAAAUCAAAUGGAUGGUUUUGAUUCUUUAGGCCAAGUUAAAAUGAUAAUGGCUACAAAUAGACCAGAUACUUUGGAUCCAGCUUUAUUAAGGCCAGGUAGAUUAGAUAGAAAAAUUGAAAUCCCAUUGCCUAAUGAACAAGCACGUCUAGAAAUUUUAAAAAUUCAUGCUGGUCCUAUAUCUAAGCAUGGAGAAAUUGAUUAUGAAGCAGUAGUUAAACUUUCGGAUGGAUUUAAUGGUGCUGAUUUAAGAAAUGUUUGCACUGAAGCAGGAUUAUUUGCAAUAAGAUUAGAAAGAGAGUAUGUAAUACAGGAAGAUUUUAUGAAGGCAGUAAGGAAAGUUUCGGAUAAUAAGAAACUUGAAUCUAAAUUAGAUUAUAAACCCGUUUAAAAUUAAUAUAUAUCAAUUAUAUAUAAACAUAUAUUUAAAAUUUAAUUCAUUUAUUAAACAAUAAUAUGAGAAUUAAUAAACCGACUUAUUUUAUUGUAAUACUAUUUGUAUUUUAUAAAGAAAAUAUAAAAUUCCUAUUAAAUAUAUAUUUAAAAUAA
Apis cerana (Asiatic honeybee) is the source of this 1413-nucleotide messenger RNA. RefSeq names its product Regulatory particle triple-A ATPase 4 (gene Rpt4). The record is from RefSeq and is a predicted model, not a curated record. Gene Ontology annotation, molecular function: ATP hydrolysis activity; ATP binding. NCBI's taxonomy places the organism in Eukaryota, Metazoa, Arthropoda, Insecta, Hymenoptera, Apidae.